Molecule: messenger RNA, 525 nt
Organism: Prorocentrum cordatum
Lineage: Eukaryota; Dinophyceae; Prorocentrales; Prorocentraceae
Source: the annotation of a GenBank genome assembly
AUGCUGGAGAAGCUGCCAGGCACCUACUGGAUGAUCGGCUCGGACUCGCCAGGCUACAGCGUGCAUCGACAGGGGCCGGGCAACGGCACCAACUCGAAGCAGCUUUUCCUGUUCUACAAGACGACGACGAACGCGGAGGGCCGGCACUUCGCCGACACGCUGGUCGACGCGGGGUCACGCUUCAUGUCCUUUUCUGGGCCAAGAAGGGGCGGCGGGGCCUCGCGGUCGAGCCCCGCCACAGCUGGGCGCGCGCCCAUCAACGAGCGGACCGCGGCCAAGGACAAGCAGAUCGCUGGGCUCGAGGCACGCGCCGCCGCCGAUGGCGCGGCGCCCGAGGAGGGCAAUAAAGUCACCGAGGGCGGCUCCAGCCCGAACGGCAAGAUCGGCAAGACCACCGCGGGGUGGCGGAAACGAUGCAUCAAGCUCAUCUUGGCAAUGCCCCACGAGUGGAACAAGUGCACGGCCCUUGCCAACGAGUGGGCCGACACCAACCAUAUUCGGCCAGUCAUCGAGAUGCGGGAGUAG